ACGUAUCAUGGCGCCAAGUAUAAACCAUACUGGGAAGCGUACGGUGCAGCGGGGAAACGACCGCCAAGACGCAGACCAGUUCGUGUUUCUACCAAGUAGACCCGUCCACCACGGAGAGCCUUUGUUGUGCUGCUCACGACAUCGUCGCUGAAAGACCAACACGAUGCAGAUGCACUUUGGGUUCGGAAUGCUAUCAGCGGGUCUGCAAUCAGCAUUAGUGGCUGCUACCGGCUAUCACAGUCGGCACGCAGGAGUGCCAGGUCGGUCCCAACUCAUUUCCCAAUGGGACGUCCAGUCCAUCGCGGCAGUUAAAACGGAUUCGAUCGAACUGUCUCUCCCGGGUGCCGAUGUUUCGUCGUGGCAUCAUGUCAACGCAUCGCGCUGCACUCUCAUGGGAUGCUUGUUAGAGGCUGGAGUCUAUGACGAGUCGCAGCUGUUCUAUUCGGAUAAUCUCAAGCAAUUCGAUCGGGGUCAAUUUUCGGUGCCAUGGUUAUACCGAUAUGAGUUUUCUUUGAGUCCAACUGAAGGGCAGCACUACUUCCUAGAGACGAAUGGCAUUACUUCGAAGGCCGAUUUAUACCUAAAUGGCCAUCAAGUUGCGAACCAAACAACACAAGUCGGAGCGUAUGCCGGCCAUACAUAUGAUGUUACUGGUACCGUAUUGAAAAAUAACGCUCUUGUCGUUCAGGUUUACCCAACCGAUUACAACUAUGAUUUUGCCCUGGGUUUCGUCGACUGGAAUCCCUAUCCUCCAGACAAUGGCACAGGCGUUUGGCGUGAUAUCUUUAUCAAGCGAACUGGGUCCGUGGGUCUUACAUCCCUCCGGACCACGACCGAUUUUGAGCUGCCACACGCGGAUGGUAGUGCCUCAAUCACCGUAAUCGCAACCGUGCGGAAUUUGGAAGAUCGCGAUGUGAUCAUUGAAGCGGAGAGCGCAAUAGCGAGGAUAGGAAGCUACGAUGUGCUGACAAAGACCCAUGUUGGGAGUCUCAAGGCAUUGGGAUCUAUGGAACUGAGUCUGACAACAGUUGUGCACAAUGCAGCGAUCUGGUGGCCGAAAGCAUGGGGAAAACAACCACUUUAUAGUGCCCAGCUGUCUAUUACAGUUGAUGGAACUGUCUCCGAUAGCACGAGCACGACAUUCGGUAUCCGUAAAGUCACUUCAGAGCUCAAUUCAAACAACGAUACCGUGUUCAGGGUGAAUGGCCAUCCAUUCCAGGUCUUAGGUGGAGGUUAUUCGGCGGAUAUGUUCCUUCGUUGGGAUAGUGCCAAAUUCACAACGCAAGCUCAAUACAUGCUCGAUUUAGGUCAUAAUACCGUACGGCUUGAAGGAAAAAACGAGCACCCUGAGCUAUAUGCUAUCGCAGAUCGUAUGGGACUGAUGGUAUUGCCCGGCUGGGAAUGCUGCGAUAAAUGGGAAGCGUGGGCAUACAACGAAGAUCUAGCAGUCAAGGACGAGUGGAGCGAUAGCGAUUAUGACACUGCAGAUGUAAGUAUUAGGCAUGAAGUGGCCAUGCUCCAAAGUCAUCCAAGUGUGCUUGGCUACCUAGUUGGAAGUGACUACUGGCCAGAUGAUAGAGCGGCAUCUAUCUAUCUCCAAGCAUUCAAGGACAGUAACUGGCAGAACCCGAUUAUCGCAUCUGCUUCAAAGAGAGGAUAUCCUUCGCAACUUGGUCCGUCUGGAAUGAAAAUGGCGGGACCGUACGAUUGGGUGCCGCCUAACUAUUGGUACGAUACUGACUCAAACGAAGAUCGCCUGGGGGCGGCAUCCGGCUUUGGGUCUGAGUUGAGUGCUGGGGUCGGUACGCCAGAAUUAGGCAGCUUGAAAAAGUUCCUUACUUCUGAGGACAUGGACGCUCUCUGGCAGAACCCAGACGAGGGUCUAUAUCACAUGUCAACAAAUGUGUCCUCGUUUUAUAACCGGAAGAUUUACAACGAAGCGCUAUGGAAUCGCCUCGGUGCACCACAGUCUCUGGACGACUAUCUGCUCAAAGCUCAAAUAUUGGAUUACGAGGCAACUCGUGCUCAGUUCGAAGGUUUCUCAGCGUAUUGGAACGCGGAAAGACCCGCUACGGGCAUGAUUUACUGGAUGUUGAAUAAUGCCUGGCCAAGUCUGCAUUGGAACCUAUUCGAUUAUUACCUGCAUCCGGCUGGAUCUUAUUUCGGCGCAAAAGUUGGAAGCAGACAGGAGCACGUCGCCUAUAAUUACGCUCAUAAGUCAGUUUACCUUAUCAACCAUUCGAUUGACGUUGUUGGGGCCAGGUUUGUGGUCAUUAAGGCCAUUGGCUUGGAUGGCACAGUCAUCAACAGCACAACUCUUGACGUACAAACGUGGCCAAAUACAAGCAGAAGAAUCCAUGAUCUCUCCUAUCUCAGCUAUCCUACUGACGUCAUUUUUUUACAAUUCAUUCUAAUGGAUGUUAAGCAUAACAUAAUUAGCAGAAACGUCUAUUGGCUGGCCAAAACGCUUGAUACUUUGGACUGGGAGAAUUCUGACUGGUUCUAUACUCCCGUAAACGAGUAUGCAAAUUACAGCGCUCUAGAAAGCCUUCGGGAGGCAAAUGUUGUCGUAUCAGCAAACACAUUGCCUCAUGGUGACACCACGAAAGUAGUGCUGGAAAAUAAGUCCGACGGUCUCGCCUUCUUCAUCAGUCUUAACCUCGUCGACGAUGCUGGCCAGGAUGUAUUGCCUGUGUUCUGGUCUGACAAUUAUGUGAGCCUUUGGCCACACGAAACACUCGAAUUGGAAGUUGAGACGUUUGGGAGCAAGGCAAAGACGCUUCAGAUCAGAGGAUACAACGUGGCAAAAUCCAUUGUGUCUAUACACCACAUGUAGUUUGCUAAGGGGCUACGAGAGUGUCACUUGUCACUCCUUCUACAUAUCUCUAGCGCAGUAUGAGAUACGCAUUGAUCCGAAACAUCAUCGGCAAGAAGACAAGUAAUCUGUGACCAUCUCACCCAGAGAACCUCGUCAAGAGAGGGCUUCGUUAAGACAGGGCUUUGGUCACGUGAUACUAU
Truncatella angustata is the source of this 3018-nucleotide messenger RNA. Its product is annotated as family 2 glycoside hydrolase. The coding region runs from base 164 to 2836 and encodes 890 amino acids. Gene Ontology annotation, biological process: carbohydrate metabolic process. Gene Ontology annotation, molecular function: hydrolase activity, hydrolyzing O-glycosyl compounds. The transcript has a single exon. The record is from RefSeq and is a predicted model, not a curated record. Lineage: Eukaryota; Fungi; Ascomycota; Sordariomycetes; Amphisphaeriales; Sporocadaceae.